Molecule: messenger RNA, 638 nt
Organism: Abrus precatorius (Indian licorice)
Lineage: Eukaryota; Viridiplantae; Streptophyta; Magnoliopsida; Fabales; Fabaceae
Exons: 2
Coding region: 33-632 (199 amino acids)
Source: RefSeq, a predicted model, not a curated record
UUUUUACUCUUGUUGAACUCUUUAAUUUAAGCAUGGCCUCCUUCAAAUUGGGUCCCUAUCUUCUUAUUGUAUCUGUCUUUGCCUUCCACCUGCUUCCUAGUCCAGUGGUCUGCGAUGCAGCCGAGAAGAAGAAGAAUCUACUUCAUGACAUAAACGUUUAUAGAAAAAUUCUGAACCUUCCAGAUCUUGAGAAAAGUAGCAAGGCUUCUUGCGUAGCAAGCAAGAUCGCAGAUGAUUUAGAGGACAAGCACUGCGAAGAUUUUCGUGACUACUACCCUGCGCCAGGGACCAACCCCAAAAUCCCAACCUUCCAAGACAGCGUAAGGAAAUGCAUGAUCAACAUCAACACCACAAAAGAUGGGGUCGUCAUGCCUGUUUGUGUGCCCAAUUUGGAACCCGAUGCUUUGUUUUCCAAUUAUACCAAACCUAAUCGCUACACUAAGUAUCUCAACAAUUCCAAGUAUACGAUAGCUGGGAUUGCUUCCGAGGAUGAUUGGAUGGUUCUUAUUAUAAGCACUAACACUUCUUCUGGUGAUUUUUCAUCAGCAAAUUCUCUUCUUGUUGAGGGUUGGAAGACCCACAGCUUCGUGUUCGCCUUGUUCUCCACCGCACUUAUUUUUCUCAUCAGCUGAAUUUGA